AUGCAGAAAGACCAGCCCCACGGUGCUCCCUUCAGCUCCGAGAAUGAGACUCAGGGCGGCGACACGGGCGUGUGGCAAUGCACCCCUCCCCCAUCUACCUCGCCUUCGGCGGAGACGCCGGCCCACCCGCCCGCCUCACAGUCCGUACCCAGACCCCAGUCCAGGCCGGCAAGCCAAAGCCCCAGCCCCCCCACCACCCUGACAGGAACCAAGAAGAGGAGCUCCAAACCUGCACACAUGAGACGAAACAUCAGAAAGUUACUGAGGGAACAUCAGUUGGAUGCUGUGACCAAAGUUGCCCAGCAGGAGGAGCUGGAGAGAAGGCGGCGCCUGGAAGAGCAAAGAAAACAAGACUUUCCUGCACUGCUGCUUCCUGAAUACACAACUGGCGACUUUUCCCAGCAUGUGCCAUCAUCCUCUGCAUCACUGUCAUCGCUAAGAGAUGUGAAGCCGGCCAGACGGGACCUGAUCUGUUUGGGCUCCAGCAGCACGACCAUCAGCAAGAAUGACAAGACUGACCUGCCCACCUCAGCUGCUACGGACACCAUACCCACACGCAAAACAGAUGUCAUAGAUCUGAGCUCGAGUGAGGACGACGCCAUCGUCCGCGUCUGCAGCGAGUCCACCAACGAGGAAGAAGAGGGCGAGCCGAUCAGCGCCCAUGUCAACGAUAUCCACAACCAGCCGGACGCACGGGGCAGGGUGCUGGUCAACGUCAACCACCCAGCGGCCGAGCAGGACGUCUUCCUGUCGCCCCAGCUGGCUCGAGCCGUUAAACCUCACCAGAUCGGUGGAAUACGUUUCUUGUACGACAACCUGGUGGAGUCCGUGGAGCGCUUCAGCAGCAGCACUGGUUUCGGCUGCAUCCUCGCGCACAGCAUGGGUCUGGGCAAAACGCUGCAGGUCAUCUCCUUCAUCGACGUGCUGUUCAGGCACACCCAGGCCCACACCGUGCUCGCCAUCGUACCAGUGAACACAUUGCAGAACUGGCUGUCAGAGUUCAACAUGUGGGUUCCGCCACGGGAGGCAUUACCUCCAGAUGCUGACCCUGCCGUAGUGACACCCCGCACAUUCAAGGUUCACAUCCUCAACGACGAGCACAAGAACACGGCAACAAGGGCCAGGGUGGUGGAGAACUGGGCACAGGACGGCGGGGUGCUCCUCAUGGGCUACGAGAUGUACCGCCUCCUGUCUCUGAAGAAGAGUUUCGUGGCUGGAAGGAAGAAAAAGAGCAAGAAAACCGCAGGACCCGAUGUCAUUGACCUGGAUGAAGAAGACCGACAGCAGGAGCUCCUGAAAGGUGUCGAGAAAGCCUUGGCACACCCCGGCCCCGAUGUUGUGAUCUGUGAUGAAGGACAUCGCAUCAAGAACUGUCACGCCAGCACGUCUCAGGCUCUGAAGAGCAUCCAAACCCGGCGCCGCGUGGUGCUGACCGGCUAUCCGCUCCAGAACAACCUGAUCGAGUACUGGUGCAUGGUGGACUUUGUCCGUCCCGACUUCCUAGGUACGCGGCAGGAGUUCAGUAACAUGUUUGAGCGCCCCAUUCUGAACGGGCAGUGCGUGGACAGCACACCUCAGGACAUUCAGCUGAUGCGGUACAGGAGCCACGUCCUCCAUAGCCUUCUGGAAGGCUUUGUGCAGAGGCGAGGUCAUGAUGUCCUGAGAGACCAGCUGCCCUCAAAGGAGGAGCAUGUGAUCCUCGUGCGUCUUUCUCCCCUCCAGAGGGCGCUCUACACAGAGUUCAUGAACCGUUUCAGAGAGGCAGGAAACACCGGCUGGCUCAGCCUCAACCCCCUGAAGGCCUUUUGUGUUUGCUGCAAGAUCUGGAACCACCCAGAUGUGCUGUAUGAGGCCUUGCAAAAGGAAACUCUUGCGAGCGAACAGGACUUGGACCUUGAUGACAUCACUUCCACAGGACAAGCCCGAUGUCCCCCUGCACCCAAUCAGAAGUCAAAGAACCUGGAUAAUCCAAACCCCGUCGGCGGGCUGAGUCUUUCCCAGCUGCAGGAGAAAGCCAAUCAGGUCAUCACGUAUGAAUGGGCAAGGGACAUCAUGUGUGACUACAAGCCCGGCCUGCUGGAGAACUCGGCAAAGAUGGUCCUGCUGUUCCAUCUCAUAGAGGAGAGCGUCAGAAAGGGAGACAAAAUCCUCGUGUUUAGUCAAAGUUUAUCCACACUGACGGUGAUUGAGGAUUUCUUGGGCAAGAGACCCGUCCCCGCCUCCCCGCACACCCCCAUCAAAGACGGUCCGAACCAGAACUGGGUCCGCAAUCUCAACUACUACAGACUGGAUGGAAGCACAACAGCCUCAGAGAGAGAAAGACUGAUAAACCAGUUCAAUGAUCCCUCCAACACAUCAGCGUGGGUUUUCCUGCUCUCCACCAGGGCUGGUUGUCUGGGUGUCAACCUGAUCGGGGCGAACCGCGUGGUGGUGUUCGACGCCUCCUGGAAUCCCUGCCAUGACGCUCAGGCCGUGUGCCGCGUCUACCGCUAUGGCCAGAGAAAGCCCUGUCACAUCUACAGACUGGUGUGCGACUUCACCCUCGAGAAGAAGAUCUACGACCGCCAGAUAUCCAAACAGGGAAUGUCUGAUCGUGUGGUGGACGAUCUGAACCCUGUGCUGACCUUCACCAGGAGGGAAGUGGAAUCCCUCCUUCACUUUGUGGAGGAGGAACCAGACCCUUCCCAGGUCCAGCUGCAGCCUGAGGAUGGCAUGGAGAUUGUCCUGCAGAAGGCUCUGCACCUUUACUCUCGCCUGAUUACCAAGCAACCCUUCCCCCAUGAGUCCCUUCUGAUAGACCGCAGGGAGCUGAAGCUGAGCAGCGCUGAAAAGAAAGCUGCUAAAAAGGGAUACGAGGAGGAGAAGAGGGCCUCGGUGCCGUACACCCGCCCGUCCUACGCUCACUAUUACCCCGCCAGUGACCAGAGCCUCACCAACAUCCCCGCAUUCAGCCAGAGAAACUGGCGACCACCCACUCGCACUGAGGAGAAGCCGGUGGCCAGUGUCCGGCCAGUACAGUCCACUCCAGCUCCAACGAUGCCCCGCCAGGUGCCUCCAGCUUCUGCCCCAGACCGGGAUUCCUCCAGGUCCAGCCUAGGAGGGUUCCCUGUCAACUGCCUGCAGAAAGCCGGCGUGUUCGUACAGAAGAUUGUCACCACUACUGAUAUAGUGAUUCCAGGUGCCAACAGUUCAACCGAUGUUCAGGCCAGGAUCACUUCUGGGGAGAGCAUCCAUGUUAUCAGGGGCACAAAAGGAACUUAUAUCAGGACAUCUGAUGGCCGAAUCUUUGCUAUUAGAGCGGCUAAUAAGGCCAAAUCCAUGGAGGAGAGUACAACAGCGCCACCCAAAGAGUCUCGUACCUCCCCUCAGGAGGUUUCAACCAAUGGUUGCCUAUCGACUGACAGGAAGCACGUGGCACCCUCCAAGGCUGUGCCCCGGCCCAUUUCACCGGACGGCCCGGAGAUCAUCAGCGAGCUGCAGAGCUACACGGGCGUCCGAGGAGCUGACGCCGCAGCAGCCCCGGGCGGUCAGCCAGAGAGGGCAGCAGAAGGCAGCCUGAGCAAGCCCCCCUCCGGCAAACCGCUUCAGACCGGCGGCGGCAGCGGUUUCCCCGGUGGAAAAAUGGGUCACUGCGAUGCUCCUGUUCCAAACAUAAUCCAGCCCCACAUGGAAGACACCGCUCAAGACUUGAGGAUCGGCAUUAAGCGCAAAGCCUCCCCCCUGUCCCUGGAAGAGCGGCCCAGUAAGCAGCCAUCCGCCGGCAAGCUCUCCUCAGCUCCUCUGGCCUCACAAGGAUUCUCCUUGUCGGGGGGCUACGGCAUGCCCCCGAUGGGCCUCAACCCCGCCAUGCUGGGGGGGUCGCUGGGGCACCCGCUCUACAUGGGGCCGGGCUCGCAUUACUUCAAGUCGCCCCACGCUCAGCUGGCCGACCCCAGCUACAUGUACCCUGAUCUGUUUGGUCUGGGCGGAGUCCCGUCGUCCUCUCCGUCCCCUUCAUCCACAGCAACCAGUGCUCCUGCCGUCUCAUCUUCCUCAUCAUCAUCGGCGGCAUCGGCCACAGCCACCAGUUCACUUCCGGGAGCCCUGCCGCCGUUCAUGCUGACCCCCAGCAUGGCUGGCAUGGCUGGGAUGCUCCCGCCCAGUUUCCCCCUGUCAUACAGCCCUUCCCUGGCCAGCCUUUACUCAGGGUCCAUGCUCCCGGGUGGGCUGCCAGGUCCGGCGGCCACCCCCGGCCCAGCAGGGGCCAGCUUCUUGUCUCAGUACCCUCCGACUGCAGCCUCAUCCUCAUCCUCUUCCCCUUCCUCCUUCUCUCCCUCAGCGCGGUCCGAUGGCCACCGGGCGCAGGUUUUAGUCAACGGCAGGGAUGUUGGCAACGUUAGCAGCUCCGAUGACGAUGGUGAUGUGAUUGGGGUGAGGAGACAGUGAACGAAUGUCUUUGGUUAGGGGGAGGGAGGGAAUGGACUUGGAAAAGACAGUUAAUGUGUGCAGGUGCUACCUGUACCGCCUUGAAGCAACAGUCUGAAAGAUGUCCAAGCCUAAACUGGACACGGAGUGACAACUCUUAAUAUCAGAGGGGGGAAACAAGCAAAGGUGUUUUGACGGAUUGAGCUCGGAGGAGAUGAAAAUCAGAGGACCUUGAGCUUCCGGGGUUUUUGUUCAAUUUCGGCAUUAAAACGCUCAUCACUGGACUGAGUACUGCUGAGUGUGCGCCUGUAGUGAGCACAAACGGCCUCUAGUUGUACUGUCGAUUUUAGAGAUUCUAGCUCCGUGGCUUCGCUAAAUGUGGACACUUGCUUUUAGCUAUUAUAAAAAGACAACAUGGUUGUCGGGGGUGGGGGGUGGGGGGGGGGGGGUCAUUGGACAACAUGGUUCGUGAAACAAAGUAGCUGGUAGUACAUUUUGUUUAAUGACUGACAUAAUAGUGUCAUAGUGAAUAUUGCUACUGAGUAUUUCCUAGAAUGGCAAAAGAAAGGGUUAAAAGAUCAAACAGAAGCAUUGGAGAGCAUUUUGAUUCAUCUUAAUAAUUCACUGCCAGGACAGCGGGGUAAUGCAGCCUUUAGUUCUUGAAGGAAAAUAAAAAGAUAAUUGUUCCAGAUGUAUUUGUGGCUUUGAGGCUUGGUGAGAGCGAGGGCAAGACACAUUUUACUGAAACUUUAAAACUCAAAUGAAAGAAUGUAUGUUUAAUCAAAUGCCUUUUUACCAGGCCUUUUUGGAAAGACUCCUUCUACUUAGGCAUGGGACGUGGGAAGAUGUAAUUUUUCUGUUUUUGUAUGUGUACUGUAUUUUUAUGUAUUCUACUUUUUAAAGAAAACAAUUGCCUAAAAACAGCCAGGUGAAAAAUAAGGAGAAAAAAAAUCACAAAAAAGACAAACAAACUCGUGAGUUAUGCUCCUUGUAGCGGAGAAACAACCAACAGAAAAUGCCUUUUUGCCUCCAUCUUUCUGAAUGUUAGCUGUGAGAGAGGAGAGGUAAGGAGAGACAGAGUCCCCGCGGCUCUCUGGAUCUCGCCCACAGUCUUACUGUAGCCUAGUGAAAAACGAUGCAAAACACUCACUCAAGCCUAUACGUAUUCGUACAACCCCCAAACUGAGCUCGCCACCCCGACUUCUGGUUCUGCGCGAGUCGCUACCGUCUAUAUACUUGUGUGUUUCGUGUUUAAAGGUUACAAAAGGAAUCAUUUCUGGAAAAAAAAUCAACAAAAACCUGUUGUUUUGAGAGAUUUCACCUUCCCUCUGCUUUCUUUUAUUUUUUUCGUCGUCUCUCAUCUCGUCCGACAGACUGAGGUCAAUGUAAAACCAAACUUUUACUUUUUUUUUUCUAGUUUGAAGAGACGGUGUUGCUUUGCCAAAAAACAAGGAAGUGCACAAGCACAUCAUAAGCCUCCGUAAAAGAGGAUCGUGUCUUAAGAGACCAAAUAAUGUUGUCAAAGCAGAGCAGUUUGAAAUCUGCCGCCUCAGCAUCCUAACAGCUUCAGAACCACAUAUCCACGUCUACACAUCACUGCACUGUAAAAGAGACACAAAUCUGUAUGGGUUUGAAGAAAACCCAGAAAAAAAACAACUGGAGAAGCUUCAUCUUGUGACCAGAUUUCCUUUUAUAUUAACCUUAAAUCACCAUUCUGCUCACACAAGAGCGAAAUACACUCUGUUUACUCUCCUUAGUGACAGCAGCAGGAGCUUUAAGCAUCUCGGGCUCUUUAGUUAAGAAUCCAUCUGAAAACCAUCAAGCAACGUCUGCAGCAUUUCUUGUUGUUCUUCCACAGAUCUGUUCUUCAUACAAAAACUGUUAAGUCGACUCAUGUUUUUGGUUUUUGCUCUCUUCAUUUUACAAUGUUUGAAUUUACCAAAUUAACUUAUUUAUGACGGUGCAUAUUUAUUCAUUUGUAUUUUUAUUUUUGUACAAUGUCUUUUUUUGGUUUCCAUUUGUUUCUUCACUAUCUUGUCGAAAUUAUUUUUUAUGUUUAUGUUAGUAUUGUUCCUUACCUUUUUUCUGUUUUAUUUUGACUUUUUUUUUUUUUGGAAGACCUGACGAUCAGCCAGUCUCACCCAACACAUGUGAACCUGUGCAGAACUUGCAUGUGGACCAACCGAUUAGUGUGUUGUUGAGCACAUUAAUAUCCAGGAUCUUUAAGAAGGAUAGAGGACAUACUGUGUCUGUUCUUCACAAUAACAAACAGUUAAAAAAACAAAACAAGGGACACGUUGACAUUCUGACACACAGAGCUGUGUGGAAAGCAUUUUAGUUAUUGAUGGGAGAUAUCUCAGAUAAAUGGGAUAAUCUGAAUAUUAUGAGCCAUACGUGUGCAUGUUGGCUCAUUAACAAGUACUGGAUCGUAAACUGGGGCGGUUUAACCACUCACCAAUGAAAAGAAGGUUAUAUCAAGUGCUUUCCUUUUCUUUUCAGCAGUUCAUUACCAUAUCAGCAGAAUUGUCCUCUUGUGUCAUCCACUGAUGGCAAAAUGAGUUUCCUCUAUAUUGAAUUGUUCGACUCUCAGCUCGGCACUCGCUGUGCAGACUGACUGCUCUUUAGUUUCACAGCUUUCUACUUGAAUUUACAUAUUUAUUUAUACAAACCGAUUUGGUCGGAUGAGCCGAGCCGACUGUUUGAAUUCCUUUUUUUGCCGAAGAGAUGAUUAAGUCUGCUGUCUGAGGAUUGGCUCUAUUCAAAAUCUGUUGUGUAGAUUAUUGAUGCAUAAUGUUUAUGACUUUGGAUCACUUUUAAGAUUAUUUUUUUUCUUUUUUUGGGGUUGUUUUUUUGAAGUUUGUAAAUAAAAGAAACAUGCUCUAAAUCAUACUUUUUUGCUUUUUCUUUAGUAGUAGAUGAUAAGAGUACAUAAUCCCCUUUUGUUCUCACACAGACACAUGAUGUGGACAACUGACUAAUGCUUCUAAGAGAAUGUAUUUACUUGGAAGUCUUUUUUCAACAUUGCUUACACACACUAACAGCCCUCCCUGAUAUUUCUGGGCUGACCCCUGACCUCUGGUUCCUGAAACAGCUGGAACCAGGGCAUCUAUCCAGCUUUGGGCCCAAAUGAAAUGGGCCAAAGGAAUAUAUUUGGGAUGUUUUUAAACAUCCGAAACAUUAAUUAAAUACAUCUUUCAGUCAUGUAAGAUGUGAAGAAUAAAAACUGUGAUGCCAAUUUGGAUAGCAGGCAUGUCUUUGAUAUUAAUACAGCUGAUGUCUUUAAUAAUAAACAACAUACAACUGAGGACCACCACUAAAUACAUGCAUACAACGCUGAAUGUACAGCUAAGCUUGCCUAAAGAAAAUGGAUAUUUUGCUUGUUUAUCAUUAGUUUAUGAAAACUGUUUUAGGCCCUUUUAAAAGGAAAAAGUAUCUCCCAACAGCAGGAAAAGAAAUGAGCUUUGAAUCUGAGUAACUCUGAGGUCUUUGUUAGUAAUUGAAUAGAAAUAGUUAGUAAUUUUAUUGUUUUCCAAUAAGAUAAACAUGGUCACACAAGUAACCAUAUCUUUUCAGUUAAAAAAUAAAUAAUAUUUAAAGAUGCUUAAACUGAAAUGAAUCAUGAAAUGAACCACGUGGUUAUUUUUACACUGGUGACUCCAUCAGCCUAGAAUAACUUACCGUUUUGAAUCUUUUAGAUUUUAUUGUACACUUUUAUAUCUGUGAGUGCCUCUACUUUAAUUACUUCUGACAUAUUUGUUGACUUUAUUUUCAACAGUGGGGCUGAACUCUGUUUUCACAUAUUCUGCUUUGUCUUACUUUGUUUUUAUGUUACAUCACAUUGGUGUAACUGUCUACAAAACAAGGAACCUUCUUUCAUUUAAAGAACUUUUGAUUGUCAAACUGAAAGCCUUAAAAGCCAUCCAAGGGGCAGAAGCCAAAUUAUUUGCCCCACAUUUAUUUUUGCACAUAGUGGGGUUUUUUGGCUUGUUUAACAGCAUAAUUUAGUUGGCUGCAACCACGAAACAGGGCACAAUAAUGGUCCUGUAUAACAACCAGUGAGAGAAAUUUGAAUGAUUAAAGGGAAUAUGUUGUUUAAUUGAAAGCAUGCUGAACACACUAAUGAGCAUAGUUUUUUUACAAAUCUACAACAGUAGAAAUUGCUCACCAGACAAAAACGCAUGGUUAUUUAAAUGUACUACCAGAUAAACAAAUUGAUUCUGCAGAGCCAACAUUUAUGAAAAUUUAGACUUUCAAAUGGAAGUCUCAAUGCAUGUUAUGGUGGGGGCCAGAUGUAAGUUUCUUUUUUGGGUGGGAAUAAUGGUGUGUGCUUGUGCUAAAUGUUGGGCUGAACAUCAAUAGCGAAAACGUUUUUCACUCUCUGUCUCUGUUCAGUGAUGCAUGAGAGACUUUCAUUCUGUUUGAAACUCUGGGUGAGUGUUGGUGUUCAGUCUGUUUUCUGUCCAUGUUUUCCGUUACAUUGUUGAAAACUGUUUGAAUGUGGUUUGUCUCUGUUAAUGUUAUGUAACUUUUGAUUGUUCAGAAUAAAAUGAAUGCAUCUGUGAUAUUUGUGUCUUUGAGAGAGUGUUAUUUA
This is a messenger RNA of Menidia menidia (Atlantic silverside), 8995 nucleotides long. NCBI's taxonomy places the organism in Eukaryota, Metazoa, Chordata, Actinopteri, Atheriniformes, Atherinopsidae. The record is from the annotation of a GenBank genome assembly.